AUGACUCUGGCUAAGUUUGCCUCGGCUUCAUCUGGACCUCUGUCCCAUUCCCACAACUUGUCUAUCAACUCAGUGUCUUCGAUCGUCGAGCCUACCACCCCGCCAGCAUCGACAGCUUCUUCCAAGCUAUGGGAUUCGAACAAGUUGAACGCGAAUUUGGCCUUGCCGACCUUCAACUUGGACACACAUGAUCUGCCAGAUCAUCGUGGCCAUGUGCGCCAGUAUCUGGUAGACUCGCUCUCUUUGGACAAGGAAAGCCACCCGGCCCAAUUUGUUGUGCUGCCUGUCAAGAUCGACAAAGACUACUUGGCUCUGAUCAACAAGGUGCCGUUGUCCCGGUUGACUGAUGAAAUUUUCCGCUUGGCCAAAGAUCAGCAUGGAUGUCGCUUUCUUCAGAAAAGAAUCGACGAAAACAUCGUCCUGAACCCCCAAAUGCGUAUGGCCAACUUCGAUAUUAUCUUUGGCCAGGUUCAUCCAAUGUUUUACGAGUUGAUUAUCGAUCCAUUUGGCAACUACUUGAUCCAGAAACUACUUGACUACUGUGAUGAAGACAAUUUGAACUUGAUUCUUGAAACCUUGCAGUUCAAUUUGUUUCUGAUCUCCAUAAACCAGCAUGGCACGCGUGCUUUGCAGAAGAUCAUCGAUCGGAUGAAUAAUGCAUACCAGUUGCUGUUGUUAGUGAAGGGGUUGAAGCCCUAUAUCAUCGAAUUAAUCAAAGACUUGAACGGGAACCACGUGAUCCAGAAGAUCUUGAACAAAUACUCUCCUGAAAACUGUCAAUUUAUCUAUGAUUCUAUCAUCUCAGACUUGUUGGUAGUUGCCACUCACAAACACGGUUGCUGUGUGCUCCAGAAGUGCUUGAACCACGUAAACGCACCUCAAUUGACUGCAUUUUCCAAUGAGAUCUUGACUUACGACAACUUCACCCGUUUAGUAAAUGACCAAUUUGGCAAUUACGUCUUGCAAUAUCUCGUGUCAAUUGACUCUAUGGACGUGAAUUAUCGCCUUUACAACAACUUUGUCAAGUUUGGUAUCGACGAUUUGUGUAACUUGAAGUUUUCAUCCAAUGUCAUCGAGAAGUUGAUGAAGAACUGCUACAACAACGAGCAGAAGCUGAUUGAAUUCUCUAACUUGAAGUUUACUAUCAUCAUGCUGAUCUUGAAAGCUGAUGUUAGCAAGCUUAUUAAUGACCCAUAUGGAAAUUAUGUGAUUCAAACGUUGAUUGACAUCAUGAUAAACCCUAAUGUUGUGUAUUUUGUCGAGCUGCCAACAAACGAGCGGGUUCUCUUGCCAAGCUUGCAGAUGCUUCUUUUGGAUAACUUUCCAUUGGCUACUGAGUCGUUGCAGGUGCAGAUAAUCAAGAUCUGGUUUCAAAACUGCAAGAUCGUUUCCUCAUUUGGCAAGCGAAUCCAACUGAAGAUCAACAUUAUUUUGAAUGGAGUGACCAAGGCCUCGCACCGCAAGCCCUUGAACAAUCAUCAAACUAACAUGCCAUACCACGUUAUGGGCACAAACCAAAGUAUGAAUGCUAGUGGGGAGUUUGUCAAGAUAGACCCUACAAUGCCAGUCAUGAAUGGUUACCAAACCCGCAGCUUGAGUUUGGAUAACUCUAUCCCGUUAACUCGCCACCACAAUAAGGGUGCAUUCAGAGGGGCAAGUCAAACUCCAGUCCAACAACAAUACAACUAUUAUGAUGGUUAUGCAUUGAAUCGUAAUAUGUUGAAUGUGCAUAAUGCAAAGGCAGCCCCUAGAAACACUCCACGCCAUUACGAUCCCUCCAGAUCAUUGAGUUUUUCUACCGAAGCCGGGCUAGCCAAUUUGCAUAUUUCCAACCCACCGCAUCCGAAGACCACUGUACCAUAUGCUAAAGUCAACCAGACAAUGACCAACUUUAGUUCUAAUGAAUUUAUGACCGGUGUUGGAGAACUUUCUCAGGAUUUCCCUGUUCAUGUGGGCGGAGAUGGUUUCAGACAAAUUCCUGAUCGGUAUGCCAGAAACAAUGAGAAUAUGAGACAUGAUCAUUUUGGCUACAUGUCUCCCAGCACUACUCAUUCAAAGUUUCCAGUCCACCAAAGAUACCUGUCUGACACAACCCCCUUUAAUGUUCAGGGAAACAUAAGGUUAUUCCAAGGUUAA
Messenger RNA from Sungouiella intermedia, 2136 nucleotides. NCBI's taxonomy places the organism in Eukaryota, Fungi, Ascomycota, Pichiomycetes, Serinales, Metschnikowiaceae. The record is from the annotation of a GenBank genome assembly.